Messenger RNA from Myxocyprinus asiaticus (Chinese sucker), 6172 nucleotides. Its product is annotated as ADAMTS-like protein 3. The transcript has 31 exons. The record is from RefSeq and is a predicted model, not a curated record. Bases 276 to 5561 code for a protein of 1761 amino acids. Gene Ontology annotation, molecular function: metalloendopeptidase activity. NCBI's taxonomy places the organism in Eukaryota, Metazoa, Chordata, Actinopteri, Cypriniformes, Catostomidae. Gene Ontology annotation, cellular component: extracellular matrix. Gene Ontology annotation, biological process: extracellular matrix organization.
AGUAUUCAGCACGCAGCCGGAGGACGCGCAGCACUGAGGAUAAACUCAAAGUUAUUCUACAACCAUUCUCACUGCAUUCAUCCUUAACAUAUACAUGAGCGCUGUAAAUCUACGCGAGUGAAUAUAAUCGGGGCUGGUGCGGUUUUUAUUUUUAUUUUUUGGUGCGGCGCUCGCGAUUAAUGGAUUAAAAUGUGAAUCUGUGAGUUUACUUUGCAGCAAAGGCUGAUAUCUGACUGACAUCAUUCAGCAGGCAGGUCUAAAACAGGAUUUUAAAGAUGGAGUUCUGGGUUUUACCUGUAAGCAGGGUCAUCUUCACGUUGACGCUAAUGUCAUCCAUGGUUCAGGGGGUAGCGAGCCAGACAGAGAGCGCUUAUUUUCUGCCUGAAUUUGCACUUUCUCCACAAGGAAGCUUUCUGGAAGACACAACAGGAGAGCAGUAUCUCACCUAUCGCUAUGAUGACCAGUCCUCAAGAACUACACGCUCAGAUGAGGACCGGGACACGGGCUGGGAUGCCUGGGGAACGUGGAGUGACUGUUCUCGUACCUGUGGGGGCGGAGCAUCCUAUUCUUUACGCAGGUGUCUUAACGGAGGGAACUGUGAGGGCAGAAACAUCCGCUACAGAACGUGCAGCAACACAGACUGUCCUCCAGAGUUAGGUGACUUCAGGGCUCAGCAAUGCUCCGCCCAUAAUGACAUUAAGUACCAGGGACAAACCUAUGAGUGGAUACCGGUGACAUACGACCCUAUUUCACCCUGUGCCCUCAGAUGCCAGGCUCGGGGGAAAAGCCUGGUGGUGGAACUGGCACCCAAAGUGUUGGACGGCACCCGGUGUAAAGCAGAUUCACUAGAUAUGUGCAUCAGCGGCAUCUGUCAGGAAGUUGGCUGCGACAGACAACUGGGCAGCAACGCCAAAGAGGACAACUGCGGCGUCUGUGCUGGAAACGGCUCCACCUGCCGACUGGUCCGAGGCCAGGCUCUGCCCCACGUCUCACCUGACGAACCCAUGAAGAUGGUGACGGAAGUGCCAAUGGGUAGCAGAGGUCUCAGAAUCACAGCCAAGGGACCAGAUGUGAUUGUUAUCGAAGCCCAUGCACCUAACAGCAAGAGAGAGGAGGUCGUGUUCAGCUCUUCUGGUUCUCACACUCUGGGUAACAACACUGUGGAGUACCAGAGAGGAGCAGAUAGACAAACCCUCCGCUGCUUUGGACCGCUUUCUGCAGAUUUCACCAUUAAGGUGAAGUAUGCUGGCACUAAAGACACAGUUAUGCAGUUCAUGUUCUACCAGCCCAUUCGCUACCAGUGGAGGGAGACUGACUUCUUUCCCUGCUCUGUAACCUGUGGAGGAGGUUAUCAGCUCAAUUCAGCUGAUUGCAUGGACAUUCGUUACAACAAAGUGGUUGCGGAGCAUCUAUGCCACAGCUACCCAGAGAACACCAAACCUAAGCCCAAACUGAAGGAGUGCAACAUGGAUCCCUGCCUUGAAAGUGAUGGCUUCAAGGAAGUGAUGCCCUACGACCAUUUCCAACCUCUUCCACGGUGGGAGCAGAACCCGUGGACAUCAUGUUCAGUGUCAUGCGGAGGAGGUACUCAGGAGAGAAGUGUCGUAUGUGUAGAGGAGGACGUCCACAGUCAGAAUAUGCAGGUGGAGGAAUGGAAGUGUACACACUCCCCUCGACCAAUCAGCAAACAGAGCUGCAACAAGUUUGAGUGUCCACAGUGGAUGGCCAUGGAGUGGUCACAGUGUACAGUUACCUGUGGCCCAGGUUUGCGUUACAGAGUUGUGCUGUGUGUGGAUCACAGGGGACAACAUACCGGUGGUUGCGACCCUCACCUCAAACCCCAUAUCAAGGAAGACUGCCUGGUACCCAUCGCCUGCCACAAACCACGAGAGAAACAACCUGUCGAAGCCAAACUGCCUUGGUUGAAACAGGCUCAAGAGUUGGAAGAAACCAAAGUGGCCUUGGAAGACCCAACGUUCAUUCCAGGUCCGUGGUCGGCCUGCAGUGUAUCCUGUGGUCUGGGUAUUCAAAGGCGUCAGGUGAAAUGUAAAGUGCUGCUAUCUUUUACUCAAACUGAAGUCGAACUACCUGAUGAAGAAUGUGAAGAGGAGAAGCCUCCCUUGCAAAGGGCCUGUGAUUUGGGCCCCUGUUCUCCAGACUCACCAUGGUGGCCACUGGGGACCCAAGAGAUCCCUGAGCAGCACGGCUAUGUUUGGGAAUUUAUGGGCCUCUCUCCUUGCUCUGCAUCCUGUGCUAUUGGCAAGCAGAUGGCCGUUGUCAGGUGUGUGAGCACUUCGAAAAAGGAAAUUGUUGAUGACACGCUAUGCAAUGGCUCCAAAGCAUCCCUCUCCUUGCUACGCAUCUGUAACCCUCAGCCAUGUCCUGCAAGGUGGGAAGUGAGCAUGUGGAACCCAUGUUCUGUGUCAUGCGGUGUGGGAAUACAGACUCGCAGUGUUUCCUGUGUGAGGGCUGUCAAAGGAAACCACACUGAACCAGCAUCCAGCAAAAACUGUGUGGACACCAAACCUCCAGAAUUGCAGGCCUGCAACCAGGUGAAGUGUCCCCCAUCCUGGGAGGCUGAGGAAUGGCAGCAGUGCUCUCAUUCAUGCGGCAGAGGUACUCAGUGGCGUAAAGUUUACUGUAAACAGAGACUAGCUACUGGAAGCUACCGCAAGUUGAGAGACGAGGAGUGUGCUGGAAUCAAACCCGCAGCCCACAGGACAUGCACCAACUCUGACUGCCUGCUGCCUCGUCUGGAAGGGGGAGAGUGGUCCAAGUGCUCUGUGACGUGUGGUAAAGGUGUUCAGCGGAGGGAACCUGUGUGUAGGAGACAGACAGUGUCCGGUCAGCUGGUCACUCUGGACCGCUCUGCCUGCAGUGACCUUCCUCUCCCUCCCCUCAUCAGGAGUUGCCGUAUGCCCCCCUGCAACAAGCACAAAUCCUCCAAAAAAUGUUGCCCUCAAGUCAUAGGCCUAAAACGCAUCUACAUCCAGACCAGACAAGAAAAACGCCUUAGUUUUACCAUUGGAGGACGAGCUUACCUUCUUCCCAAAACGUCAAUCAUUAUCAAGUGUCCUGUUCGUCAUUUCCCGAAAGCUCAGAUCCACUGGGAGAAGGAUGGUAGUGAUCUGAAAAGUUCAAAACGUCUGAGCAUCACCAAGUCUGGGGCUUUGAGGAUCUACAAAUUGAAAGCUGUAGACAUCGGACUGUACCGUUGCUGGGCGAACCAAGAUUCAGACACCUUUAUCCUCAAGCUAAUUGGCUACAAUAAUAGACUCUUAGAACAUCCUAAAGGGCAGGGAUUGGAGAAAGAGAAAAGUGCUUACUUCCAUCCUUACCUAAACAAAGAGGGAGGUUGUGUUGAUGUGAAGUGCCCUGAACAGAAGCGGUUUUCACCUGGAAAGAAGGUUCCAAAUUCUGGCCCAAGCUGGGUGCAGAAUGAGUUUUAUCGAGAUGAUGAUGGCCAGCCCAAACAACUCUGGGACACUCUUGCUUUGGGGAACUAUCCUUUGGCUUCAGGGGCCAAGGGCCGCAGAGGGGCCUAUGUCCUUGAUCCAGCACAGUUUGAGGAGGUUGUGAGGAACAUCAGUCAGCUGGCAGAAAGUGGGGAUGUGACAGAUGAAAUGGCCUCACAACUAAUUAGCAAAUUAAUGGAGGAUUUGGCUGCCGCAGAGGAAGGGGCCCCUACUGAGGAAAGCACUACGUUGGACAAUCAUUUAGAUAGGACGCCAAACUCUUCCCAGCUUUCUGGGGGAAAAGCGUUGAAAAAAGGCAGUCGAGCUGUAAUCAUUCGUCAAAAGCAUUACGGAUCUACAAUGAGUUUCCAGAGAGAUCUCAGGAUCAAUGUGGGGAGGACAGUCUACCUAACCAAUGCUACCCACAGCCUCACCCUCAUUUGUGCCACUCAGGGAGUACCUCCUCCAACACUUUCCUGGAGCAAAGAUGGAGUUCCACUACAGAAUACUGAAAGGUUAUCGUGGGACAGCAGUGGAGAAGUUCACAUCUCUCGGCCUGGCGCUAGAGACAUGGGCAUCUACAAGUGCACAGCCACCAAUGAGUUGGGGUCUGAUUCAGAGACAACACAAGUUCUAUUUGCUGAACCUCCUACAAUUGCUGUUUCACAGGGCAACACGUCAGAUCUGAACAGUACCAGUCUGAAUGUGGUGGUUGGAGGUGUUGUCAGUGCCCGUUUAGGUGCAAACAUAACCCUGCAAUGCCCUGUCAAAGGUGUCCCUCAGCCAACAGUGAGCUGGCACCACAAGGAGGGCCCGUUGAGUGCCAAUGCUCAUUCCCUCCUGGACGGGUCUUUGCUGCUCAGAAACCUUAUGCCGCAGGACUACGGCACCUACUUCUGCGUGGCUGCCAACAAUAUUGGAAAAUCGGUGGCCUCCAGCCUGCUACAUGUGUCAGGAGGAACUGUGGGUGAAUCUGAAUGGAAGCUUUCAAAAGAGAUGAACAGGAGGAGAGUUCUGAUGGCCUCUCUGAUUGGCACCAUCAUCACAGUCAAACCUGGAGAAAUCUUAAGAAUAGGUUGUCCAGUGGUCCCCAGCCACAGGAAGCCCAUCACGUGGUCUUAUCAGAACCAGACUCUGAAGCAGAGGCCUGGGGUGAGGUACCGCAUGCUCGUGGGGGGGCGUGUUCUGGAGAUGAAUACGCACGGAGGCAAAUUUGAUGGCCGCUAUGAGUGCCAGACACAGACCAACAACCAGCAGCUCAUGGCUUGGGUUUAUGUGCUCUCACAUGAGUUUGAGUGGCGUUUGGGCGAGUGGAGCACAUGCAGUGCUUCCUGUGGCAACAGAGGGAUUCAGAUGAGGAAGGUGCGAUGUCUGAUGUCAGAUGGCCAGGAGACGCCCCCUUUAGUCUGCCAUCAUCUUCCCAAACCGAUCAGCCAACCACGGGCUUGCAACCUCGUGGAUUGCCCUCCCAGCUGGGUGUGGUCAAAGUGCUCCAGUUCCUGUGGGCAGGGCUUCAGAGAGAGGAGGGUCUCUUGUCAGCAGGUAGAGGCAGCUGGGAGUGUGAAGGUUCUGCCCACCUCAGCCUGUGAAGGGACCCCUCGACCCGAAGACAGGGAAGAGUGCACCUCACAAGCCUGUGUGGAGUGGCUCACUGGCUCCUGGGGGAAGUGCACGGGUCGUUGCCUGGGGCCAGCAGUGGCCACACAGAGCCGGACAGUGUCAUGCCGACUUUUCAGCAACUCCACAUCCAAAACAUGUGACCCAAAAGAAAGGCCACUGUCUGUGAGGAACUGUUCGUCCGAGAUGUGUGACGUACACUGGAAGGUGUUGCCAUGGAGAACAUGUACAGUGGCAUGCGGCAGCGGCUUCCAGUCCCGCAGAGUAGAAUGUGUCCAUCGGCAGAACAAAAAAACUCUCCCCGACCAGCAGUGCGCCUGGCAACGGCGGCCUGUUACCUGGCAACACUGCAACAUCACUUCCUGUGGCAGUGAGUGUAAGGACAGAACUCAUUACUGUUCUGUGGUGAGACGUCUCAAGCUUUGCCUAGUGGACCUGUAUCGGCAACGCUGCUGCCAGACCUGCGCACAGGACACUAGCACCACCUAGUGAACAGCAGAGGUACUGCUUAAAUCUCUAGCACAGGCCCAGACAGAUGCCCUUUUCAGUUACCGCACUGAUUGUCUUGUGUAAUACAAAAUAUUGUUGUUUAAACUGUGCAAACCCUUGGACACUUGGAGUGCAUUGGACUAAAAGAUGUGGUUACAGUUGGCAAAUGAGUGUAUUCUGGACUAAACUUCAUUGGAUGCUCUUAUCAGAUGUCUAAAUAAGACUUGAGACUUUUUUCUUCUCUUUUUUUCUCAGCCCCAAAAGUGAUAUUCUAUGUGUAUUAAUUCAAGAGAUUACUAAGAGAUUAUUAUUUUAUUUUAUUUUUAUUUUCUUUGCUGUGGAUAUUAGACAAAUUCUGUUGGACCAUUCACUUUUGUGAAGGAAGGUUAAAAUGAAUGCAUCUCUGGUUCUAUUCGUUUUUGUUUUUUUUUUAGGAAUAAUGUGCACCAAUUAAUUGUGCAAUAAGAUCAGGAACGUAAAUUUACAAAGUAAAGGGGUCAAUUUUGAGGUCAUGUUAACUUUAUAUUACACAAUGAUGUUGUACUAUGUAUGUAGAAUGUAAGACUACGGUGGGCGUGAAGUGCAAAACAAAAAAGCAAAUCUAAAAACAC